AUGCCUCGUCAAUCGCGCGGCCGAUCCUCGGCUCCUCGCUCUGCGCCCGCUAAAUCGGGACCGCCUGCUCAGCAGCAACAAAAGUCCAACGUGCCCGCGCAUCCACCUCAGACUGGAUCGCAAGGUGGCGGUUUCUUGAGUCAGGUCGCCUCGACGGCAGGCGGUGUCGCUCUCGGGCAUGGCAUCAGUAACAUGAUCUGGGGUGGCUCAUCGGCUGCCGCUGCCGGACAGGAGCAGCCUGCUCAGCCGGUCCAGCAGAACGGUCAAGAUGCAUGCAGCAAUCAUGCCAAGGAGUUCACACAAUGCCUCAAUGCCACUCAAAAUGACGUCUCGGCUUGCAAUUUCUACCUCGAGCAGCUGAAGCAAUGUCAAGCUGCGAGCGCUCGCUACUGA
This is a messenger RNA of Mixia osmundae IAM 14324, 393 nucleotides long. RefSeq lists its product as uncharacterized. The transcript is spliced from 3 exons. Lineage: Eukaryota; Fungi; Basidiomycota; Mixiomycetes; Mixiales; Mixiaceae. The record is from RefSeq and is a predicted model, not a curated record. Gene Ontology annotation, biological process: mitochondrion organization. Bases 1 to 393 code for a protein of 130 amino acids. Gene Ontology annotation, cellular component: nucleus; mitochondrion.